AUGUCUGCUCCUUGUUCGUUUAGACCUCUCCCUCAAAUCUCUUGUGACUCCUCGCUUACCAGUUACAUCGCUGCAGUAUCUUCCGACGAGCGGGAACGCUACACUCGGAUCAUAGAUGAUAUUUUGGCCACCGCGGAUCUCGAGACUAUCUCGCGUAAAAAGGUCCGGCAAGCGUUGGAGGGCCGACUUGGCGGCAAGGAUUUGAGCGAGCAAAAGGAUGCCAUCAAGCGCCUAAUUGAGGCUCGAUUCGACGCCGUCUCCGGUGCCGAUUCUGCUGCUGCGGAUGUCCCAGCACCCUCUAUUCCCGAACCGUCUUCCAAGCGACCGAACGGCGUCUCCGACUACGACGAGACGGACCCUUCUGCCUCCCCCGAGCCUGCGAAGAAGAAGACGAAGCGAUCGUCUUCAUCCGAGGACGCGGAUGCGCGCCUUGCUGCUCAGCUGCAGGCUCAAGAGAAUAGCCUAGCCCGUGGGCGAACGACUCGCGGAGGCGGUGACCGGACAGUGAAGAAGCGAAAAGCGCCACGAAAGAAGAGUGCCAAGAAGGUCCGCGAUGAUGACGACAGCGACGUCAAUGGCAGCGCCGACUCUGGCGUCAAGAAGCGCAAGGCUGUCGGUGGUUUCCAAAAGCCCUUCAACCUAAGUUCCACGCUCUCUGAAAUUUGCGGUGAGACCCAGCUCUCUCGCCCGCAGGUUGUCAAGAGACUCUGGGAACAUAUCAAAGCCAACGAUCUUCAAGAUCCGGCCGACAAACGACAGAUUCGCUGCGACGCCAAAAUGCAGGCUGUUUUCAAGCAAGCCAGGGUUGACAUGUUCAAGAUGAACAAGGAGAUUGGCAACCAUCUCUAUCCAGUUGGAGAAGAGUAG
Messenger RNA from Pochonia chlamydosporia 170, 867 nucleotides. Its product is annotated as SWIB/MDM2 domain-containing protein. Gene Ontology annotation, molecular function: RNA polymerase I cis-regulatory region sequence-specific DNA binding. The record is from RefSeq and is a predicted model, not a curated record. Gene Ontology annotation, cellular component: nucleus; RNA polymerase I upstream activating factor complex. The transcript has 3 exons. Bases 1 to 867 code for a protein of 288 amino acids. Gene Ontology annotation, biological process: transcription initiation at RNA polymerase I promoter; nucleolar large rRNA transcription by RNA polymerase I. NCBI's taxonomy places the organism in Eukaryota, Fungi, Ascomycota, Sordariomycetes, Hypocreales, Clavicipitaceae.